ACCAAACUCGCGGCAACGCGCGUGCUUCUUGCCACGCGCAAACAGCGCAAUGGGCUGGUCCAAGUCCGCGAAGGACGCCCCUGAGAGCUAUAAGCCCUACUACCUGAAGUAUGAGGAGCUCAAGGAGAUGGUGGUGGAGUUCUCCCGUGAGGGGCCCUCACUUCGUAGCCGCCUCCAGUCUGCAGACAUCAUGGAGAUGGCCAACCAGCCCAUCGGGCGCUUUCAGGACAUGCUGCGGGCAGAGCUGCAGAAGGUGAACCAGUUCGCCUGCGUGAAGCACGAGGACGUCUUCCUGGGGCUCCGGCGCCUGUGCGAGCAGUGCCGCAAGAAGCUCACGCCAGAGGAAGUGGCGCCCAUGGCGCAGAAGAUUCGCAACAUGGGGGAGGAGAUUGGGCACUUGGACGCGUACGUGCGCCUGAACUACAUGGGCUUUCAGAUGCUCACCGAGAAGUUCGAUCUUUGCCUCGGCACCUGCGGGAGCGCGUUGUUUGUUUCUGGACUCCACUGCGAGCCAUUUUGCAACAUCCGCUUCGACGAUAUCCUGAUCCUCCUCGGCCUCGCCUGGGCGCGCUGGCGCGCUGCCCAGUCCACAGCAGAGCAGGCGAAGGAUGCCACCUGGAAGCCGCCUGAGAGCUUCAUCCGGAACACGUCGAAGUACUGGGUCCAGCCGGACAAGGUGGUAAUGCUGAAGACCCGCAUCGUGGAGCACCUCCCGUACCUGAUCUUCGGGGCGUCGCAGUCAGAGCAGGAGAAACUUCUGGAGCCUUUUGCCCUCCUGGACUUGGAGUACAGCGGCAUGGACAGCCAGGCCAUGAGCGCAUACUCGGGCACCAUGGAGGAGUCGCAGCUGCUGAGCUCCGUGUACUUCGACAGCCCUGAUGCGAAGUGCUACCGGGAGAGGAUCAGAAGAGAGGAAGGCGCUCGGUUGGUGAGGUUCCGCUGGUAUGGCGAGAACAACCAGGAGGACGACAAGGAGAUCUACAUCGAGCGCAAGAUCCACCACGAAGGCUGGGGAGCCGCGAAGAGCGCCAAGGAGCGAUGCGUGCUGCCGCAGAAAGAUGUCUUCGAGUUCAUGAAGGGAAGGUUCGACAUCGAGGCGUACUUCUCGAAGCUAGCGGCCAACGGCACCAAGGAGAAGACCAUCAAGGGCAUGAAGCCCAUCGCCAUCGAGGUAGAUAGGAUGAUCCAGGAAAAGAAGCUGCAGCCGAUCAUCCGAACCUCCUAUUACCGAUGCGCCUUCCAGCUCGCCACCGACAACAAGGUCCGCGUCUCCUUGGACACGCAGAUGUCACUCUUGAAUGAGUACAUGGCGAACGGGCACCCCAAUGAGCCGUGGUGCCUGGUGGGAUCCGAUACGCUGCAGAGCCACGACGUGUACCGCUUCCCGUACGCCAUCCUGGAGAUCAAGCUGCAGGAUGUCUCGGAGGCGCCGCUGUGGCUCCGGCAGACCCUCAACGAGAUCGGGGCCAUCCAGGUGCACAAGUUCUCCAAGUUCCAGCACGCCAUGGCCUUCCUGCACCCGCAGCGCGUGCCCAUCCUGCCGCAUUGGCACCAGGACUUCGAGGAGUGGCACAAGAAGAAGGAGAAGGAAGAGAAGCCUCGCCGAGGCUCGGGCGCCCUGGUUAGCGCCCUCACAGCCGAAGACUUGACCG
Molecule: messenger RNA, 1652 nt
Organism: Effrenium voratum
Lineage: Eukaryota; Dinophyceae; Suessiales; Symbiodiniaceae
Source: the annotation of a GenBank genome assembly